CUAGUUUUUUCGUUGGUAUUAUAUAGUAUUUUCUGUUUCGAUAAAUGUAUUCGAUAUCUUGAUUUGCUAAUUGGCAUAGUGACACAGUGACAGGUCGCAACAAUGUCGUCCGUUGGAGACUCCGAAAAUCCAUUUGCAGCUUUGUUGCAGGGGAGUACCGAGGCCAAUGGUGUAUCCAAGCAGCUGAUCGAAUCUAUUUUGCUCUUUACACUAAGCAAAGAUGUGGACACUAAUCGCAAUAAGACGAUACUAUGUUUGGCCGAUGUCGUUGUUGCCGACAAUAGCAGUGAGGACACCCUUUGCAUUGAUCUGCUGGCACAUGCUCUAUUCGAACGAUUGAUGCUGGACGAUACUGCGAAAUAUCUGCUGCCAGCUGAACAGGUAAAUCAAAGGCAGCAGGAGCAGGCGCUGGAGAGUCGGGCCAUGAUCUAUCUACACGGUGCGUUCGCCAGAUGGGAGCAAAUGCAGCGCACUUGCAGUAUGCAAGACAAAAAGCAUGGCAAUCAAAUAAUUGACCUAAUUUUAAACAAUGCCAGCACUUGCAUGCGCCAGCCAGAUCUGUUUGCCUCCCAAUCCUUCUCCGGCCAGUGGCUGGAGUUAUUCGAACAGGCGGACGAGCAUGAUACUAGCACGCAGGAGUUUCUGGUGCGUGUUGCGGAUAAGGUGCUAGAAGAUGUUGAACCUCUGGAAGCGCUGGGCGCUCUCAAGGCCAUUUUUUACCCCAUGCUAAGUGAUCUGCAAAAACAACUGGCCAAGGACAAUUUGAUCACAAUACGAAAGAAUAUAUUCUGGAUUUUUGGUUUCUUUGUGCGCGAGAAGCGCGCUGGUAUGCUCGGUGAACUGCUCAUUGAUUUCACAACACCCAAUCCAAGGGCAAAAGGUGGCGAGUAUAUGGAUACACUCUUUGGCCAAUUGCUGUGCAUGUCAAUUAUGCCCAAGACACAAACGGCGCCCUAUGAAUUCUUUCGCGAUAUUUCAUUGAUCUCGCAGCAAUCGGAUCCCACGCUCUGGCAACUGCUAGCACAUCAUCAGCAGGCCAUGUUCACGCUGAUCAAACAGCUACUGGUUCAAUCCUCCACAACCAAGAAAAAGACACUGCAAUGGAUUGCCAAUUGUCUAGAUGCAAAUGUGGCGCGCGGACAUUUAUGGAGCACCAUCAACUUAAACUUGGAGCAGACCGUGCAUAGCACAGCCAGCGAUGCAUUUAUGACUAGCCUCAGCGCCGUGCUGAUGCGUCUGUGUGCACCGCUCUGUUCACCUGCCCUGAAGGUGCUUUUGGUAGAUCCCACAUACUGCGCUGUUUCAGACGCAAUGGAACGCCAUACGAAGGGCGUUAACAUGCUGAAAGCGUUCGAGGAGACAUGUCUGCUGCCUGUGGGCGAGGGAGAAGAGCGCUUAACAGCCGAUAAGUAUAAUUUUAUCUCCGAAAUCUUCUAUAUGACGCACAAGGCAUUCGAGCUGGGCAAUCGAGCGUGCAUUGAGCGGUUGACUCACAUGAUGCGUGAGCUGCAGAACACUCAAACCGCUUACCAAGAUGUGGCAGCCAGUGAUCCCAACAAUGAUUUAACUAAGAAUCUGUUUCGCAUGCUGCAGGAUCAGAUGCAGCAGGUACUUUGCAUACGCAAUGGUUUGGCUGAGCCAGAAAAUGAUACAGCGACACUGAAGUUCUUUGAGGCUUCGGCUAUUUGGCUGACGGAAAUUGCAAUGCUACCACGCGAAUGCUACGAAGCGGGACUGGACAAAAAGGACUUUGCGCCGCAAUUGUUGCGCAAUCUGGAACUCUUGUCGGAAACGCCGCCGUUCGUGGCGCCGUACAUGAAGUCGGUGCCAGAGAAUAUCAUCGAUAACAUAGCUGCAUAUUUGAAUUUCUGUCGCAGCUUUCCGGGUGAUCAGUUUAUACAAUUGCACACCAGCUCACACGAUGCGUUCUUUAAGAUGAUUCUGUUGUUUAUGGGCAGCUCGGAGCUGGUGAAGAAUCCACAUUUGCGCGCCAAGCUGGCGGAUGCUUUAGAAUUUCUAUUACCCUCACAGAUGUCCGGCAGCAACCGCAAGGCAUUCAAUACGCACGUCUUCGACAGCCACCCGGAUCGCUUGCAGGUGGUGCGCAGUCUGUUAAAUGUGUUUGUCAGCAUCGAAAUGACCGGGCAAUCGGUGCAGUUUGAGCAGAAAUUCAACUACCGUCGCCCCAUGUACGCUAUCAUGGAGUUCCUUUGGACCAAGGAGGAGCACGUUGAGUGCUUCAGACAACUGGCCAAGGAUGCCGAAGACAGCAUGGAGGCUAUUGAACCGCCGAUAUUCUUGCGCUUCAUCAACCUGCUUAUCAAUGAUGCUAUAUUCUUGUUGGACGAGUCGCUCUCUAAUCUGGAGCAAAUCAAGCAGCUGCAACAGGCUCAGGACAAUGGCGAAUGGAACAACUUGUCGCACAAUGAGCGACAACAGCAGACCACCAAUUUGCAUCAUCUGGGCAUGCUGGCACGCUUUGACAAUAUACUGGGUCGCGAUACCAUCAAUCUGCUGAAGCUGCUGACUAGCGAGAUCAAGAGCAUCUUCUGCCACAACAGCAUGGUGGAUCGUAUUGCGGCAAUGUUGAACUACUUUCUAUUGCAUUUGGUGGGACCACAGCGUGAGCGGUUCAAGGUUAAGGACAAGAAGGAGUUCGAGUUUGAUCCAGCACAAAUGGUGCUUGAGAUAGCGCACAUCUAUAUAAAUCUAAGUACAGACAACACCUUCUGCCUGGCUAUUUCCCAAGAUGGACGCUCCUAUAGCGAUCAGCUCUUUGGCUAUGCCGAAAACAUCUUAAUACGCAUUGGUGGUGGUCAGCUUAUUGGUGACAUGGCCGAGUUUGCGGCCAAGGUGCAGAAAAUGGGCAACGAUUACAAGGAGGAGCAAGAACUGCUGGCCGAUGCACCCGAAGAGUAUCUGGAUCCGAUUAUAUCAACGCUCAUGACCGAUCCGGUGGUGCUGCCCAGUUCCAAUGUGACCGUGGAUCGGUCCACAAUUGCCCGCCAUUUACUGAGCGAUCAAACCGAUCCCUUCAAUCGCGAACCCCUCACCAUGGACAAGGUCAAGUCGAAUGAAGCGCUCAAGCUAGAGAUUGAGCAAUGGAUCGAGGGCAAACGCAGUGCGGCGCGUGUCAAAGGUUGAAAAGUCAAACUGGGCUAGGGCAAACGCGCUUAACCAAAGAAUUAGCUCGUUUUUGGGGGUAAUCGGAUUAGGCUUUAGUUUAAUGUAAUUUUCUUUCCUAACAAUUCCAGUU
Molecule: messenger RNA, 3256 nt
Organism: Drosophila hydei
Lineage: Eukaryota; Metazoa; Arthropoda; Insecta; Diptera; Drosophilidae
Gene: Ube4A
Product: ubiquitin conjugation factor E4 A
Exons: 4
Coding region: 103-3144 (1013 amino acids)
Biological process (GO): protein polyubiquitination
Cellular component (GO): ubiquitin ligase complex; cytoplasm; nucleus
Molecular function (GO): ubiquitin-ubiquitin ligase activity
Source: RefSeq, a predicted model, not a curated record